Micromonas pusilla CCMP1545 is the source of this 4030-nucleotide messenger RNA. Its product is annotated as fusion protein. Lineage: Eukaryota; Viridiplantae; Chlorophyta; Mamiellophyceae; Mamiellales; Mamiellaceae. Gene Ontology annotation, biological process: DNA damage response. The transcript has 2 exons. The coding region runs from base 1 to 3948 and encodes 1315 amino acids. Gene Ontology annotation, molecular function: polyubiquitin modification-dependent protein binding; single-stranded DNA binding; metalloendopeptidase activity. The record is from RefSeq and is a predicted model, not a curated record. Gene Ontology annotation, cellular component: nucleus.
AUGAGCGACGCCCGCGGCGACGGCGGCGGCGGCGGCGCGGCGCCGCCGCCGCCCGCCGAGCCCGGGGGUCGAUGGGCCAGGGGCGCGGCGAUACGCGACGGCGUCGCUCCCCGCGGCUCGGCCGACGUCGCCGACGACGCGAACAACGCCGCGUCCGUCUCCGGCCGCGCGGACGCGGGGUCGAUACACGCGCACGAGGGCGAGACGUUGCGCGAGAAAGCGCUCGCGCAGAGAGCGGCGAGGCAGCGCGCGCUCGUGGAGGAGCGCCUGCGCAAGGGCGGCGUGGAAACGCGCGGCGACGGCGGCGCGGACGGCGACGGCGCGUCGGGCGGCACCGUCGCGGAGGAGGGCGCGCGCGUGGAGAACGAGAUUCACACGCAGAGGGAGUCACGACGGCCGAACCGCAGGGCGGACAACACCGAGCGCGAGAUCUCGGAGAAGCUCGACAAGCGCGUGAACGUCAAGUUCGAAGACGACGACGACGACGACGACGACGGCGGCGGCGGCGGCGAGAAGAAGCCCAGGGGCGCGGGUUGGGGCAAAGCGAAGCGAGCGCUCGAAGCGAGACGCAUGGCGGUGCACCUCUCCAACGUCCACAACGACAACUGGACGGACGCGAACGCGCUUUUCGAGUACUACAACUCCACGUACUUCGAGAGCAAGCUCUCAGAGAACGUCACGUUCGGGUGGAUCUCGCGCGACGAGCACGAGGGGAACGAGUUUCGGUACUGCCUGUGCUCCGCGGUGCCCGGGUGGUGGCACGGCGAACACAAAAAUUUGAUGUGCGGCGUCGCGUGCGACGUCGAACGCCGCCGCGGCGCGGCCGAGCGACGCAGCGUGCACAUACGCAUGCCGGAGGCGAUGCGAAAGUUUAAGCUCACGAACAUGACGAAAGAAGGUUUGUUGCACAGCAUGAUACACGCGUGGCUGUUCGUCACCGCGCAGAUCGCGGACCACGAGCCGUUUUACGAACACGGCGAAAAUUUUCGACGGAAGAUGCACUCCAUCAACAACGACACGCUGACGUUCGACGCGUUUCGCCCCACGGGCGGGUACGACAUCUCGUUCAGCAACGUCGGCGACGUCGAGUUCGGGCACUUGCUCACGCAAGAGAUGAUGGACGCGCUGACUGUGGAGCACUACAAAGUGUUAUACUUGGUGAGCAAAUACUCGCGCUACGCCGAGCGACCGACGGAGAAGGAGCUCUGGGUUCGAUUCCAACCGCUUCUGGUGCUGAUGUACGAGCUCAUCGUCGCGGGCGUCUUCGACUUCGACUACGCUCCCGCGAGCGCGAUGGUCGCGGGAUCGCGCGUGUACUUGAACACGACGCAAGAGGGGCGCGAUAAUCUCGACGAUCUCGUCGAGGCGAAGCUCGUGCGCGCGAUGCGUUCCAUCGCGCACGACAAGCAACCCGUGGUGGCGUACCAAAUCACCGAAGCCGGGAUGGCGUCCCUGCGCGAGUCCCCGCUCACGUCCGCGGAGCGCGACGAGAUCGACGACGUGAUAUACGACCCGACCGGGUCGCUCCUCAUGGUGUCGUGGGAAGACGACGCGUUUAAGCUGAAGUCGGCGCUCGGAUACUGCGUCGACAGCGGAAUCACGGAGACGGAGGACGUGUCGUACGUGUCGUCGCCGUACCUCCCUUACACGCUGCGCGACCUCUCGAAGCCGCUCGCGUCGAACGCGCACCGCGCGGGGGAGGCGGCGCUGGGGGGCAGCAACGUUCUGGACGAGUUGGACGUGCAGGUGACGCUGUCGCGGCUCGUCGUCCUCGUCGGCGAGUGGAUUCCGUUCGGGUGUAACCAGAUCAUGCAGCUGACGCAGAAGCUCGGCGCCGCCGAGCGAAUCAAAGGGGGGUACUUCUCGAGCGUGAUCGACGCGCACAGCACGGAGACGACGCUGGAGGUGCCGGUGGGUCUUACGAAGGUGAACGUGAACAGUUUCGACGCCGCGCAGUGGAUCAACAUCGAGGCGGAGGUGGAGUUCCCCGAGGACGAGGGCAUCGUGCAGGUUGAAAAUUUCGGUAUUCGGUAUCAACGCGACGGCGUGACGUUGUACGGGUUGAAAGUCGAGGCGAUCAUGGACUCGGUGUUGAACGACCUGAGUCUGGAUAACCUCGCGCGCGUGAUGACGGACAUUCACCAGGACAGCAGCAAAGUCACGGAGUCGCUCACGUCGAAGCACCAGCAGAACAUGUUGCGGAUGGUGUUCAACGGGAACCAGGAGAACCGGAACAAAGUCAACGUGUUCAUCGCGGAGAAAAUAACCCCGAAGCUCCGAGCGUUACGAUACCUCGACGGCGACGCCCUCGAAGCGGAGCUGAAGCAAGUCAUAGGGGACACCCAGCACGCGUUCGACAUCACGGAGAACGACGUCGUCAUCUUCGGCGACGCCGGCGUCUUAUUCGCCGGCCCCGAUUGCAUCCGACACGAGACGCUCCUGCUCGCGUACCUGGCGUUGAAGUCGCGAGAGGACUUCGUGAUGAACUUCUUCAACCGACUGUUCAUCAUGGCGGACCAGCUCAAGACGCAGCAGGAGAUGAUCGAUAAGUACCACGAAGACCCGACGCACGUGGCGACGAUUCGAAAUAAUUUAGGCGUCAUCAACGAGGAUUGCAUCAUGCUCGAGGAGGUGAUGCGAUCGCUCGCGAGUUCCGUGGAGAAGGACGCGCUCGCGCCCGAAAACGUCCCGACGACCAAGGCGGGGAAGCGCCUGUACCACAUCAUGCAGAUCCCGCAGAUGGAGCGGAACUUGCGAGGGCGCGUUCAAGACUGCGACAAGCAAGUCGCGGCGAUUCGAAACGAGAUCGGCUUUCUGGAUGGGCAAAUCACGAACGUCGCGCGCGCGUUGCAGCGAAAAGUCAACCUCGACACGAAACAGCUGUACGUCGAGUGCGCGUCGGCGAUCAAAAAGACGAACCCGAUCAGCGCUCGCGACGCGAUGACCGCGCUCGCGUGCGGAUGGCUCGCGUUCAAGAUUCUCGAUCGAACGACCGGGGAGUGGACGGUGAUUUGGCAGAGCUGGCUCAAGUACGACGUGACGUAUCCGCUCAUCCUCCACCCGGACGCGCCGUGGUUUUGGAUCAACAUGACGGCGUUUUUCAUCCUCGCCGUCGCCACGUACGCGUUCGUGUACCUCAAGACCGAGCAAGCGGCGGGCACGGUGCACUUCCACGCGACGUUCGACGCGAAGAUCCGCGUCGCGAAACUGUACGCGUACCUCCGCGAGCGCGGCUUGCAGACGGAGACGAUCACCUCGGAGGCGGACGGCGACGCCGUCAUGACUGAGUUUUCGUACGUCGACGAGAUGGGCGCGAGGCUCUGGGAGCACUACGUCCCGCGGAUCGUGAUGAUGGUGGACGUCAAGAACGGCGUCCUUCGAUGGGCGGACAUCACCAUCGCCAAGCCCGCGAGCACGGCGGCGCGGAUCUUCCCGCGCGAGCUCCGGUCCGUCCUCGCCGCGGAUCUCGACAGAAACGACGUCCUCGUCGACGUCGACGGCGGGAAGCGCAUCCCGCGGCAAACCAACGCGAUCACGCUGCUCGCGCGCGAGGAAGGCCGGGGCCACGACCGAGAGGUAUCGCUGGAGGAGCGAACGGUGUUGCGCCUCCGAGAGCAGCUCGCGCUGAAAUUUUGUUACAAGGUGGAGAACUUGGUUCGCGUGGAGACGAGGCGCGUCGUCGACGGCCGCGACGCGGAGGAGCCCAUCGUGGACGACGCGCAAGUCGUGGCGCUGCGGCAUUACGAGAGGCUCGCGGUGACGUUCCGCGGGAAGCCCGACCCGGGGAUGUCGCUGUACGCCGCGCAGUUGAAGCACGUGCAGAGCGCGCAGGCGUCCGGGCGGAAGGUGCAUCUGCACGAGAUGAAGAGGAAGGGCGACGGCGUCGCGUAUCUCAAGUACGGCGACGACGUCGAGGAGGAGGACCUGCUGUACGACUCGCGGGUGUGAGAAGAAACCGAUAACCGACGCGCGAGGAGCGUUUUUAUUUACUAGAAGAUAGCGUAGUCUAUGAUAUACGCGCGACGUGAUG